This is a messenger RNA of Dicentrarchus labrax (European seabass), 3093 nucleotides long. RefSeq names its product tripartite motif containing 55b (gene trim55b). Lineage: Eukaryota; Metazoa; Chordata; Actinopteri; Moronidae. Gene Ontology annotation, molecular function: zinc ion binding. The record is from RefSeq and is a predicted model, not a curated record. Bases 1073 to 2200 code for a protein of 375 amino acids. The transcript is spliced from 8 exons.
CUUAGCAUGCGAGAGGUAGCGGGAUCGAUGCCCGCAUUCUCCAUUAACCCUUUUUUCCGGCUUUAAAUAGUUUAACGUUAUAUUCUUUCCACAAACAGUAGCAUUAAUAAUCAGGGAGAGUUUAUACGGUGCGGUUGGUGUGUAAAUUUUACUGAUAUAAGUUGCGUAGUAAAGUUAGCUUUAGCUAGCCGGCUGUCGAAGUGCAAGUAACAAUUAAGCUAGCAACCAAAAAAACUUGGUAACUACUAAUUUUAAAGACGUUAAAUUUAGUUUAAUACUAUGUAAAACUAUGUCCCCUUACUCUUACGGUUAAUGGAUGUUGUAAAAUACCUGUUAGGCAGUCAUGGUCAUCGACCCUUCAGUACGCGAAGUUGCUGCGUUGCAGUGCGAACUGAUGUCGCUUGUGGUGGCUCCCCGGGAUGGCGCUAGCUAGCCUCCUCUUCGGUUAUCUUAAGUUAGCUUAAUUAUAAGUUACGUCAUGCGAACUUAACUUAGUUUAUCUAAUAAAAUAAAAUUUAGUUUAUACUUUUUUUGUAAAUAUUGUCUAAAAAUAAGAUUUUGUUCAUCAUUAAAGUCAUCAAUCAUGUGCUCAUUAUACAUUUAAUUAGGUGCAUGUUUUAACUGAUAAUGUAUUUUAGUUUAACCCAAAUAUUUCUAUAAAUCUAGACAUGGGGGGGGGGAUAUGCAUUAACUGAUUUAUAGUUAUGAUGUAAAGUCUCCACCCUUUUUAAAAACACAUAUAUAUACACAGCACAGUCACCUCUGGUAGCAGUAAGGAGGAGGAUGUAGGGGCUAGUGGGCAGCUGUUCAAUACUGCCCUGCUCAGUUUCAAAUAUGGGCACGGUAACCUUUGACGUGACAGCAAUAGCUGCUAAAAACAGAACUGACAGCAGAGAGAUAGGAGCCCACACCCGCUAGGACGAGAGCAGCAGGCCUACUCUUCAGCCUGACUCGGGCCCACUGUAGAUUUGCUUUCAGAGACGGACUCCUAACUAACUUUACCAGCUUUUACUGGUCUCAAACAAUUGAGUUUUAAUAGUGUUUUAUGUCUUUUUAAUAGCUUUUGUCAACAAUGAAUAACAUGGACAACCUGGAGAAACAGCUGAUUUGCCCCAUAUGCCUGGAGAUGUUUACAAAGCCUGUGGUGAUUCUACCCUGCCAGCACAACCUCUGCAGAAAAUGUGCCAAUGAUAUUUUCACGGCCUCAAAUCCAUACCUUCCAACAAGAGGUGGCUCAUUGACGUCUGGUGGCCGCUUCCGAUGCCCGUCCUGUAGACAUGAGGUGGUCCUGGAUAGGCACGGUGUUUACGGGCUGCAGAGGAACCUGCUGGUUGAAAAUAUUAUUGACAUGUUCAAACAGGAGUCCAGCAGCAGCAAACCAGCGCCGGAGAGAAAGCAAGAGAUGCCCAUGUGUGAGGUUCACGAAGAAGAAAAGAUCAACAUAUACUGCGUCACCCAUGGCGUGCCCACAUGCUCCAUGUGUAAGGUGUUUGGAGCCCACAAAGACUGUGAGGUGGAACCCAUCACCAGCAUCUAUCAGACAAAGAAGACGGAGCUGAGCGACGGGAUUGCCAUGAUGGUUGGUAACAACGACAGGAUGCAAGGCAUCAUUAGUCAGCUCGAGGAAGCCUGUCGUGCCAUAGAGGAGAAUGGUCGGAGGCAGAAGACUCUUGUGUGCGAGAAGUUUGACCAGCUGUACUCCAUCCUGGAGGAGAAGAAGAGGGAGAUGAGUCAGAAGGUUACAGUCGAACAGGAAGAGAAGGUGAACUAUAUCCGGGACCUGACCAGGAAGUAUGGAGACCAUCUGGAGGAGAGCUGUAAGGUUGUAGAGAAGGGGAUCCAAACAAUGGAGGAGCCUGAAAUGGCUUUAUUUCUACAGAACACAAAGCCUCUCCUCAAAAAGAUUGCAGAAGCAUCCAGUACAGCACACUUGGACAAAGUUGAGCGUGGCUAUGAGAAUAUGGAUCAUUUCAACAUCGAGUUCAAGAGAGAGGGCAAGGCCCUGCGCAGCAUUGACUUCAGCCAAGAUGAUGAAGAUGAGGACGAAGAGGAUGAGGAUGGAGAAGCGGGCGCAGAGGAAGGAGAGGGGGCCCAGACUGUUUCAGGAAGUAGCGCUGUUACAGCCGCCCCCGUCCCACCUUCUGCCCCGCAGCAGGUGAACUCCUCCACAAGCGCAGCCAAGAGCGCUGCUUCGACCUAGCUGUCAGCCGCCGGCCCCCGACAGCACCCUAAACCCAGGAGCAGGAUAAGUUUUGCUCCUAGAUGUUGAUUUCAGGUCAGUUGUGAUACCUUUUCUCCCAGAUUGGGGAACAGCGAGACAGAUUUAGCUCUGCGCCCAAGGGAAAGUCUGAGUUGCUGAGGUAGAUCUAAAGGAAGAGACAGAAGUUUAAAUUAUAUUCUCUCUCUUUUAUUGUGAUUGUGUUAGCUUGCAUCACCGCAUACUGACUGGUACAUUUUUUGUCUGAUUAAAUACACAUUUUGGUUUCUCUUUUAUUUUUUUUUACGUGCUGAAUGACAGACAGGCUAUGAGUGUCUAUUGGUUGUUUCCAGAUUUCAGACGCGCUCAUACAUUUUUUAUGUAGCUGACCUUUUGCGAGUCACUGCUUAAACUACAUCAUUAGAGAGCAUGACAAGGGGGCCUCAGGUUUCCCUCCCUGUCGUAUACUUUUUUAUGGCUGAUAUAACUUUAUGAGUAGGGUAGCAGAGUAUAAAACUAUCGCUGUGACAUUUCAGUGUUUCAUACAUGCAACAGCCUGUAUUAUGUGUUGUGUUCUUUGUUGUGUAACACAGGUGUUUUUUUUUUUUUUCUAAUUAUGGACAAAACAUCACAUUUUGCCUAAUUAUGGUGUAUUAUAUCUUCUGUGUCAUUAAAACAGAAUUGUACAAACACCUAAAAUAUAGUAUUUCUCAAGUCUUGGUUGAUACCAGAUUAACAAAACAUAACGCACUACCACAUGUGUUGCUGUACUUGGUGUGGCGGUUUUUGGCCUGGACUGAAUUACCAAUGAAAUAGAUUUUGUGUAACACCCUACCAGUUUGUGUGUCUGUGUGUACACGUGUACAGGAAAAAUACAAUUUUUUCUCUUUUCUUUA